CUGGACGGCUGAAGUCGUGACGCCGGAACCACUGAGCGCCGUGUUCCUCGGCCGCCGCAGUCCGUCGUCGAGAACCUGCCGCGAGCGCGACCCAGCACAGCGUGGGCUGGUCAACAUGCUACCAACCACGCUGUCUCUUCACGUGCUGGUCGUAUGUUCGAUUCCCUUGUGCUGGGGAUAUUCCUGCUCUUCGACCGGACGAUGCAGCAUUGACCUGAAAGCCACGGAUUUAAAAAAAUCUUUGAGAGCCAUCGCGUAUAAAGUGAGAUUGACACUUCCUCCGACAGACAACAGUCUGAGUGUCUGUCAGUCUAAGUGCGGGGACAGUAAGGCUGGAGGAGUCAAUGAUACAGCAAGCGCACUGGCCAAGUUAAACGAGCUGGUAGAUGGUAUUAAAAACUUAACGGCUCAAUUGGAGAGGAUUUCGAAUGAGAAUUCCCAAGAAAUCGAGCUUAAGAAAUCGACGAAGCAGUUCGCGAUGGACCGCGACUGGCCGAAGCUGCAGAAGGUACUGGAGUCGACGCUGAAGCCGGGAGACCCCGCCCUGCGGCAGGCGCGGGCCAACACGUGGCCCGACGGCAAGGACGCGCUCAUGGAGAUAGUGCUCGAGGGCCACCUGGAGCUGCUGGAGAAGCUGCUGGACCUGGGGCUGGACGCGAACCUGCCCUGGGGGCCCAACAACUCCACCAUGCUGCACGCGGUGGCCUCGAGCGGGGACGUGAAGGCGGCGGAGCUGCUGUUGUCGCGGGGAGCCCUCGUGGACGCGCGCGCCGACUGGGGGGUGACGCCGCUGCUGAGGGCCGCAGCCAGCCACCAGCCCGGCAUGGUCUCCUGGCUGCUGGCCCACGGAGCGGACGUCCACGCCACGGACAGCAACGGCUGGACGUCGCUCCACUUCGCCGCCAGGUGGGGCAGCCUGGACUCGGUCAGAGUCCUGGUCGCCAACAAGGCCGACAAGGAGGCGGUCAACACCAAGGGCCUCACGGCGUACUUCGAGGCGCUUGACGCCGGCCACAAGGCCGUCAGUGACUUCCUGACUCCUUAGCACACUGGUGAGAGUAUCAGUAGCCAGCUUAGCCAUCCUCGGUGGUUACAUCUAAUAGUCUCCCAACUUGGUGCUCUUGGGACGAUCUUCUUUCAGUACCGACACGAUUUGAGUUUUUAAUGUGUAAAUACAUCACUCCACAAAGUUGAAAAUACCUUAUUAUACUUCUUGAAAUAAAGCGUACGUGAAGAUGGUCUUUCUGAAUUCUUAUAAAACCUAUUUUCUCCGCUCAUAACCACCAACCACCAAACAAGAAAGCUCGAAGAAAUGGUCCCGUUUGAAAUUCUGGGUACAAUCAUACUCUGAAUUCUCUCAAUGUCUUUAGUUAAUUUCUGUAAGGAAUGAGUUGCAAAUGUUUUGUUCGGAAAUAAAUGUUUAAUAUCCUCAUGACGAAUCCCGAAACAAACAUGUAUUUUGACUGAAAUAAAGGCACCUUAUCUCA
Molecule: messenger RNA, 1487 nt
Organism: Bacillus rossius redtenbacheri
Lineage: Eukaryota; Metazoa; Arthropoda; Insecta; Phasmatodea; Bacillidae
Product: putative ankyrin repeat protein RF_0381
Exons: 8
Coding region: 116-1045 (309 amino acids)
Cellular component (GO): nucleus
Molecular function (GO): protein binding
Source: RefSeq, a predicted model, not a curated record